CUCUCUAGCUUUCCACCGGCUUUUCACUCCCUCUCGAACCAUGGACAACAAAGGAAGCAACGGCACCGCCGGCGACGACGGCCCCGGCGGCGGAACCAAAACCGCCGCCGCCACCACCUCCACCGGCGACAAUGCGAACGCUAGCUACGGCUGCAGCGGGUUCGUCGACACGAGCAGAGCGGAGAGAUCGAUAUGGCUCAUGAAAUGCCCGCCCGUCGUCUCCCGGUCCCUGUCCGUGGCGAGUCCGCCCGCGUUCGAAGGAGGCGGCGACGGCGCCGCGCCCUCCUUCCCCGUCGCCAAGGUCAUCUUCUCCGUCGAUCUUCUUCACGGCGGCGAAGACAACUCCGAGUUUAUGAUGGAAUUGGCUUCCACUGAAUCUGGAAACAUACCAAGGCGAUACUCCAUGGAGAUGUCUAAAGACUUUAUCCCGAUGUCUGUUUUUUCAGAGUCUUCUCAAGGAAAAAUCUCUGUGGAGGGAAAGAUCCUGCAUAAAUUUGAUAUGAGGCCCCAUGGUGAGAACAUUGAAUCUUACGGAAAACUCUGUCGUGAACGAACAACCAAGUGUAUGAACAGAGCUAGACAGAUACAGGUGAUUGACCAUGAUACUGGCUCUCUUAUGAGGCCUAUGGCAGUGAUGGAGAAGAAGAAAGUGCCAACUAAGGUGCCGGAAACGAAAAGAACAAGAAGAGAUCGUGGAGAGAUGGAGGAGAUCAUGUUUAAGCUCUUUGAAAGGCAACCAAAUUGGACUUUAAGACAAUUGAUCCAAGAAACUGACCAACCUGAACAAUUUUUGAAAGACAUCCUAAAGGACCUAUGUGUCUACAAUAACAAGGGGCCCAAUCAAGGAACCUACGAGCUGAAGCCAGAAUACAAGAAAUCAACUGGCGAACCAACUUCUGGAUAAUUGCCGGAGCAACUCCAUCCUGAUGAGUGAGGAGCAACCGCGGUGAGUGAGUUAAUAGGUGAACUACCUAAUCCAUUCCAUGUACAUAUCAGGGGUUGUAACAUAGAUUGGUUUUUCUUUUACAUCUUUGAAGAAAGACAUUCUUCAGAAUAUCAUCCCUCCCUGUACUGUAAUUGAAGAUGCGUCAUAAUUCAACUUCUUGCUUGA
This is a messenger RNA of Eucalyptus grandis, 1111 nucleotides long. RefSeq names its product general transcription factor IIF subunit 2. The coding region runs from base 41 to 904 and encodes 287 amino acids. Gene Ontology annotation, biological process: transcription initiation at RNA polymerase II promoter; transcription by RNA polymerase II. The record is from RefSeq and is a predicted model, not a curated record. The transcript is spliced from 7 exons. NCBI's taxonomy places the organism in Eukaryota, Viridiplantae, Streptophyta, Magnoliopsida, Myrtales, Myrtaceae. Gene Ontology annotation, cellular component: transcription factor TFIIF complex.